This is a messenger RNA of Oikopleura dioica, 396 nucleotides long. The record is from the annotation of a GenBank genome assembly. NCBI's taxonomy places the organism in Eukaryota, Metazoa, Chordata, Appendicularia, Copelata, Oikopleuridae.
AUGAAGAGCUAUUUGAAUAUUUUUGUCUUAUUGAUCAUCGGAAGUGCUCAUGCAAAGCAAAACUACUCUUUAUCUUGGAGACAGGAUCGUGUUCAAAAGUUCGUCAAAGAAGCUAUCGAAGAAAACGACGUUGUCGCGUUUACCAAAUCAUACUGUCCUUACAGUCACCGAGCCCGAAAGGCCCUAGCCUCUGCUGGGAUAGACUUCAAGCACUACGAUAUUGACAAGAUGCCUGACAUGAGAAUGAUUCAAGAUGAGCUGCAGCGAAUAACUGGAGCUAGAACUGUACCAAGAGUGUUUAUUCAUCAAAAAUUCUAUGGAGGGGGGACCGAUACUGCCCAGGGAGUAGCAUCUGGAGAAGUUCAGUCUUUAGUUCAAGGUGGAAAAAAAGAGUGA